Aspergillus heteromorphus CBS 117.55 is the source of this 2376-nucleotide messenger RNA. RefSeq names its product alkaline phosphatase family protein. Gene Ontology annotation, biological process: nucleoside triphosphate metabolic process. Bases 1 to 2106 code for a protein of 701 amino acids. NCBI's taxonomy places the organism in Eukaryota, Fungi, Ascomycota, Eurotiomycetes, Eurotiales, Aspergillaceae. The transcript is spliced from 3 exons. The record is from RefSeq and is a predicted model, not a curated record. Gene Ontology annotation, molecular function: ribonucleoside triphosphate phosphatase activity; nucleoside triphosphate diphosphatase activity.
AUGCCUAUCCGACGCAACAUCCCCACCUCCGCUCUCCUGUCCCCCGGCGGCUAUGACGAUGACGCCGAGUCGCUACGCUCCCCGUCAGAACAGGACUCCGACUCCGAGGACGACGAAUUCCUACGCAACUCCCGCACCACCCUCGAACUCGCUGAACAUGACCGCGGAGUCCUGGACGAUGAGGAGGAGACAGAGAAGCUGCUCACCCGGAGCGGCCCAACCCAUGGCCUCCGUCGCAUCUUCAGCCCCAACAGCAGCAGCGUCAGGAUCGGGAAGCAGGAACGCCAACGCCUUCGGAGACAGGCCAGGAAGGAGGCGCGCAGGGACCGCCGUGCAAAGGCACGGGAAUCCGGCGAGAUAAUGUUCGAGAUGGAGGAAGGUCACCGGGAUGAUGAGCGCUCGCUCCUGAGCGAUGCCUCCUCGUCUGAUCUGGACACCCAAGCCAAAGAGUACACCUACGCGCAGCCACAGAAGGUUUCAUGGCGCAGACUUACGCUGAUUUUCUCGGCAAUCUUCGUCCUCCUUCUCAUAUUCCUGUUGGGGGCCUACAAAGCAUCGGCAAGGUUUCGGGUCUCCCACUCGCCCAGGAGAUUGUUGUCGAACGGCACGGCUUUGUUCGCCCCCACCACCAUCUUGAUCUCUCUGGAUGGUUUCCGAGCCGACUUCCUUACUCGCGGAUUGACUCCGACCCUCAACUCCUUCGUCGCCAACGGCGUUUCCCCGCAAUACAUGAACCCCAGCUUCCCCAGCGUGACCUUCCCCAACCACUUCACGCUUGUUACAGGACUAUAUCCCGAGAGCCAUGGAAUUGUCGGAAACACUUUCUGGGACCCAGAGUUGCAAGAGGAGUUCUACUACACCCACCCCGCGGUCAGCAUGCAGCCCAAGUGGUGGAACGCGGAACCGCUCUGGAUGACGGCCGAAAACCAGGGGUUGAGGACCGCCAUCCACAUGUGGCCCGGCUCAGAGGCACAUAUCGGAGGGGUAGAGCCGACGUAUCUCGACCAAUACAAUGGCUCGGAAGCGCUGUCCCGCAAGGUGGACCGCAUCCUCGGGCUGCUGGACAUGCCUGGGCUGGAAGAUGCAUCGCGAAUCUCCCCGCAACGCCCGCAGUUCAUCGCUGCCUAUGUCCCGAAUGUUGAUGCAGAUGGGCACCAAUAUGGCCCCAACAGCACAGAGAUCCGGGGGACGAUCUCCAAAGUCGACGAGAUGCUGGGGGAUCUGUUCUCGGGCCUGGAGGAGCGCAAUCUGACCGAUGUCGUAAACAUUGUGAUUGUCUCCGACCACGGGAUGGCGACCACUGCCACCGAACGGCUGGUGCAACUGGAGGAUCUGGUCGACCUCAGUCUGGUCGAGCGCAUUGACGGGUGGCCGUUACGCGGGCUGCGUCCCAAGCGCCCGGAGGAUCUUCCGAUUCUUCAGCAACAGCUCGAGAGCGUGGCCUCGAACUACUCGCACGCGGUGGAGAUUUACACGCGGGAGAGCAUGCCCGAACGGUACCACUUCCAGAACAACGAUCGCAUCGCGCCUCUGUGGGUGAUCCCGAAGACGGGCUGGGCGAUUGUCGAACGGGUCGACUUCGAUGCCCGCAAAGCUCUGGCGAAGGGGGAGGUGUAUCACCCGCGCGGGAUCCACGGGUACGACCAUGAGCACCCCUUGAUGCGCGCCAUCUUUAUUGCCCGGGGCCCUGCAUUCCCCCACGAACCCAACAGCCGGCUGGAUGUUUUCCAGAAUAUCAACGUCUACAACAUCAUCUGUGACUCUCUCGGCGUCACACCCCACCCGAAUAAUGGAACCUUGAAUCUCCCCCUCAAACCGGUGGGACUCCAUUCCGACGAAGACACCCCUGCUCUCGACAGUCCGUCCGACCCACCAUCCAGCACCUCCGUCAUAGCAGCGCCCGCAAAGACGCCCGCAGCUGAAAUGACGACCCCCGCGAUGCCCACGGAGACGGCGGCAGAGGCCCAGCCGGAGCCCGACUCGGAGAGCGAUGACGAGCAGGGCCCUACGUGGUGGGGGACGCUCUGGGACAAGCUCGAGGACGUCAAGGACUGGGCGAGCGACGUGAUCGAGACCGUGAAAGACAACUUCACCUCGGCGCAGUGAACGAUCACCUUGCAUAAUUUUGUUGGCUUUUUUCUGCGUAGAUAGCGCCGUUUCGCCGUUUUUCAUUUUUACUUUUUCUUUUUUGUUUUGUUUUGUUUUGUUUUUUUUUUUUUUGGAUGGGGAAGACACGGGACACUACGUCAUCCUCCAGAUACCCACAUUUGGCGUUAAAUGUUAGAGAUGUUAGAUUGGACCCAUAUAUCGUGAUGUUAUUGGGCGCUACGCCAUCGGUCCGCUGCGCCUUUUUGAACUUGACCGCAAGGGUUGCCC